Molecule: messenger RNA, 672 nt
Organism: Cordyceps militaris CM01
Lineage: Eukaryota; Fungi; Ascomycota; Sordariomycetes; Hypocreales; Cordycipitaceae
Product: EBP domain protein, putative
Exons: 5
Coding region: 1-672 (223 amino acids)
Biological process (GO): sterol biosynthetic process
Cellular component (GO): endoplasmic reticulum; membrane
Molecular function (GO): cholestenol delta-isomerase activity; C-8 sterol isomerase activity; steroid Delta-isomerase activity
Source: RefSeq, a predicted model, not a curated record
AUGGCAUCGCACCCGUACUACCCCCUCGACGCGGCCGUGCCUGGCUACGAGCCCAACGCCGCGGCGCUGCCCACAGUGCUUGCGCUCUUUGGCGGCAUCACGGGCGCCGUUGUCCUCGUCGCCUACGCGGCGGCUGCGCGGCUGCGGCUGCCAUCGCUCGACUGCUUCGCCGCCGCCUGGUUCGCGCUGUGCGCAUUCCUGCACCUCUGCUUUGAAGGAUACUUCAUCUACUAUAAAAGCGAACUGCUAAGCCACCACUCAUUAUUUGCCAUGCUUUGGAAGGAAUACGCCCUCUCCGACUCUCGCUACCUCACCGGCGAUCUCUUUACUCUCUGCAUCGAGACCAUUACCGUCUUUGCCUGGGGUCCCCUAUCCCUCUGCACCACGCUCGCCAUCCUCACCCGCUCCCCCAGCCGCCACUUCCUCCAGGUCCUCAUCUGCAUGGCCCAUCUCUACGGCGUCCUACUCUACUACAGCACCAACUGGGUCGACUACCGCUUCAGCGGCAUCUCGUACAGUCGUCCCGAGUUCCUCUACUACUGGGUCUAUUACGUGGGCUUCAACGCGCCUUGGUUCUUCAUGCCGCUUGGUCUGCUGUAUGAUAGCUGGUCACACAUCACCACUGCAAUUGCGUUUCAACGAGACGCGCAGCUUGCAGCCAAAAACGAGUAA